Aphanomyces invadans is the source of this 4988-nucleotide messenger RNA. RefSeq lists its product as hypothetical. The coding region runs from base 1445 to 4789 and encodes 1114 amino acids. Gene Ontology annotation, molecular function: protein binding; calcium ion binding. The transcript is spliced from 13 exons. Lineage: Eukaryota; Oomycota; Saprolegniomycetes; Saprolegniales; Verrucalvaceae. The record is from RefSeq and is a predicted model, not a curated record.
CGGCCACACAACGCAGCAGCAGAAGCAUGUCGGUGGACGAUCCAUGGUAUGGGGCGAUCUGGGAAGCCGCGAGCCGCAACUUCCAAGAGCUCAACCCAGAAAACCCCACUGUGGUGGACUUGGCGGAGCUCGAGACGCUGUGUGUGCGCAUGGGGGUCCGGCUUGCGUCGCACGACCUCACGCAGGGCAUGUACGACCUGGACACCUCCGGGGACAUGGUUAUUCCGUUAGACACAUUUUGCAUGUGGUGGCUAGCUCGCCUUCGGUCUGAGGAAGCUACGGCAAUGGCAGCACUGGCAGCUGAAGCAGCUGCUGCUGCGGGACCACCUCCUGCCCACGUGUGGGAAAUCGUCGUCGACGGGACUGCCACGUACUACUACGACCACAUCAGCGGCGAGACGAAGUGGGACUUGCACGAGUUCGUGGGCGCCGCUCGUGCGUACUUUGCAACGUUGCAGGACCCCACCAUCACCACAGACGAUCAAGCGUUAAUGCAGUUGUUUGCCAAGCAUGACUUGUCCAGUCGCGGCAAGCUCGACGUGGACGAGUGGCGCGGCCUCCUCCUUGGUCUGGGUCUGCCCGGUACGCUUCUGUCGAUAUCCGACGUUGCAGGGCACAUUGAGGAGGACAUGACGUUCGAGCAUUUGCACGCUUGGUGGUAUGCAAAUGUUCCCCAGCGCGGUCGCGAGCGGGUCGCCGACUGGACGGAAUGGUGGCGCGUCGUCGACGAACACAAAGUCGUGACGUUCUUGAACGAAAGGACGCAAGUGUGUCAGUGGGAUGCACCGUCGAUUCCGAUCGCGCUCGUCGCGCGGCUGGGCCAAGACGUGGACGGCAAUGCACGAAGCCCGUCGCUGGACGACAGUUUUCGCCAAUGGUUUGUUGCUUUCGAUGUCGACGGGGACGGAGUGCUGAAUGUGGCCGAGUUUACAACCAUGAUGGCGGCGUUCGGCCAGGUCAACAUGACCGAAGCCGACGGCCAGACCGCCAUGACCAAGUGCAAUAUCCAGUACUGGGGAGACAUGGAGAACGCGUCCGCCAUGAAGGCCACGAUAAGCUUCGACGCAAUCGCCAAGACCUGGCGCGCCUGGUACGCCAAGGGACUGCUUGGCGAUUGGGAAGAAGCGUCGACGCUGGACGAAGUCGGCAACUCCCGCUUGUACUACUACAACUGGAAAACUCGAGCCACGCAAUGGGAGGCGCCGAUCGUGACGGGGAAGCUCCAAACGCUCUUGGACCAAUUCAGUGCGGGUAAAGACAUCGACAUAAAGCCGACGCGAGGGCCCAUGACCCUGACAUAGACCCGACGGUCUCGACGAACGAGCGCAUCCGCCGGUUGUUUGUCCAGUACGACACGGACGAGACUGGAUCCCUGGAUGCAGGGGAGCUCCAGCGCAUUUGCGCCGCGCUCGGCCAUCGCCUCGAUGCCCCUGCGCUAGAAUCCAUGAUGCGAGUGCUCGACACGUCGGGCGAUGGCGUUGUCAGUCUCGAGGAAUUUCAAGCGUGGUGGCAUUCGAAGACUCACGUCGACCACGAGUUCGCAGCUUCGGUCGACGAACGAUCGCGCACCGACGACAUUCGCACCAUCGUUGCGACGUACUUGAAACGAUCCGUGGACGAUCUCGACGCCACGCCGUUCGAUUCGAACGUUGUGCCACGGCUGGUCCAAGCGCUCGGGCGAACGUGUCGUGGGGCAGCGCUGCUGCGAGCGCUCCAUGAAAUGGAUGCAGACGGCACGAGGCUGAUCGAUCCCCCCGUCUUCGUGGCAUGGUACAUGCGGUACGACAAGGCUUGCCAUGACGCCGAAACCAAAGCCCGCCAAGCCCAACGGGCCCAAGAAGCCAUGGAUGUCUGGGUCGAGCAAGUCGAUGCGAACGGAGACCGCGUCUUUGUCAACACCCGAACAAAUGAAACGAUGUGGGAAAAGCCCGGGAUCGUGGAGCGCAUGGCCGCAUUGGGAAACGACAUCAAGGGGAUUUUUCGAGAGUUCGAUCGGGACGGGUCCGGCGCCAUCGACUCGAAGGAGCUCCAGGCGCUGCUGUCGAAGCUCGGCCAAACCGUAGACGACGCCCAGUUGAGCCGUGUGAUGGAAGCGAUGGACACAAGCGGCGAUGGCCUUGUCACGCUUGACGAACUCACGACGUGGUGGGUGUGCAUGCAGCGGCGGUCGAUCGGCGCGUCCAACGCGGCGGCGCUGAAAGACCAAGUGAUCGAUUACCACGCCCUGUCCAAGGACGCCGUCAAGGAGCUGCGCAAGCUAUUCAACCAGUUUGACACGGACAACUCGGGAUCAAUCGACUCGUACGAGCUCAAGCACUUGCUGCAUCGGUUGGGGUACAAUCCGUCGGACGCCGAGCGCAACAAGCUCAUGGACGCCAUCGACACGUCGGGCGAUGGCCACAUCAACGUCGACGAGUUCAUUGCGUGGUGGGUGACGGUCCACCGCGCACGGGAAAUUCAUGCCAAAGCCGCGCAAGAUGGCCACCUCUUGGCGACGAUUCAAGCGGCAUCCGGUGCCACUUCGUCAAAAGCAGUCGCCGCGACAGCCACUCGAUUUGACUUGUCGGACGUGAGCGUCACCGCGCUGCGAAACAAGUUGGUCGAUUUUCGGUACAACUGGACAAGAGGCCCCGUCAUCCUGCCGCCCCCCGACGAUGACGUCCCCGUCGACUACGGCGGACUGCGCAAAUUCGGCACCGUCGACGUGUCGCACACGCAUCCGUCCAUUGUGGACGUGAUGCGCGCGCUCAUCGACGACGUGGUCUUGAUCACGCCGUUGAUGCUGCCGGACGCAGCCCAGCGGAUUCAAAAGAUGUUUCGCGCCAAACUCGCGCGGACCAAGCUCGUCCAAGCGCUCAACCAACGCUACGUGCAUCACCACGACCCGGCCACUGGCGCUUCGUACUACAUGGAUCGUGUGACAAAGGAGAUUCGAUUCUCGAAACCGAUGCUCCUCGGCCACCAUGACAUUCCGAGCCCGCGGUCGCGGCUGCGCGAGAAGCAUGCCAACCAAGCCUUGCUGUUCCGGCGCAACUGGAUGGUCUCGAUCAUGCAGUCGACCCGCCAAGUUCAGACGUCGCCGACAUUUCGCACGGCGGCUUUUUACGUGUAUCAAAUCUUAUGCAAAGUCAAAGCGCGGUGGCAGCAAGGCGUGUGGCAUGCGCUGGCGGCCAACGACCUCACGCUGGCGCAGCUCGUGGUGAGGCACUACCCCCGCCAGCUGAAAAAGCCCGGCGCGUGGGGAGACCUGCCGCUGCAUUACGCGAUUCGACACCGCUUGGACAUGGCAGUCGUCCAGACAUUCCUGCUUGGGAACGUCGAUGUUGUCACUAUGACGAAUGCCAGCGGGCACACGCCGCUGCACCUGGCCUGCCGGGACCACCCCACCGACGACCUCGUCCAGCUCUUACUUGAUGUGCCCCAUGGGACGGAAGCGUGCUCUAGGGGGUGCACCGGCACCCUCCAGACGCCACUGCACGUUGGCGUCCGCCACCGCGCGCCGCUGUCGGUGCUUCGGAUGCUCGUCGAAGCAAAUAAGUCAGCUCUCACCCAGCGUAACCAGGCGCGCAACACACCGUUCCAUGAAGCGCUCACGAUGAACUCCCGACCCGACCAACUCGACAUGCUGCGGCUGUUUGUUUCGUUCCAGCCGCCUGUGGCGUUGGCCACCAUGGCCGUGUUUGAAAGCGCGUUGCCAUUGCAUAUCGUCCUCCAACACAACGCAGACGACGCGAUCGUUCGGUACGUCUUGAGUCUGGCGCCAAACGCCAUUGCCGUGCCAUUUCGCCAGCUCUUGCCGCUCUUUCUCGCCAUGAAGUACCGGCGGUGUGAAGGGUUGAUCCAAGAGCUUGCCCACGUCACUGUGGCAGCGAUUCAGCCAGCGAGGACUGCCGUCCGCACCCCCAAACGCUUCAACCCCGUGCAUUACGCCCUCCUCCAUGGCUUCACCCCCGACCUCGUUCUGUUUCUGUUGAACUUGUGUCCUGAGUGGGCAAGCGAGGCCACCUACAGCCGCGAUUACCCGCUCCACAUUGCCGCUGCCACAACGUCCGACUUGAGCGUCGUCAAGAAGCUCUUGCUCGUGGACCCCAUGCCUGCCCGCGCCGUCAACGCCGCCGGCCGCAUUCCGCUCCAUCUCGCUGUGGAGCGCGGGGACGUCGAAGUCGUCAAGAAAUUGCUCCAAGUGUGCCCGUGGUCGCUGCUCGACAAGAUCACCGGCACCAAGUACGACGCGUUGAUUCUGGCAGCCAAGGCGACAGCGCGCUUUCCGAACGAGCCCGUCGUGGACGCCCUCCUGAUGCCGCCCAAGCUUGCGCCGACACGGCCAACGUCGACGCUGCUCGCGCUGACGCCGUACUACGUCGCGGCAACGUCGCAAUCGUCCAGAUCGAUGGCAUGCUUUGACAAGCUCCACGUGCUCGACACGUGCACGGCGGACGAUUUGGAAGCGAUGGCGCGCAAGAAAAUGCGCCAGGCGUAUCGCAAGCCAACGGACAAGUGGGAAUUGCGUCAGAUAUUGACGCUCAUGGCGCUGAACCCUGUCGACAGCGCGAUCCAGACGCGGAGCCUGCUUGCGAUCAACGACAUCGUGCGUGGGUACGACGACGUCGCCCGGGAAGCGUGCCUCGAAACGUAUGACAUUGUGCGAACUCUGCAGCACACCAUGUACGACUUUACGUCGAACCCGCGGAUUCAAAUCCUUGGCCAAAAGUGCCUCCACCACCUCCUCCCGACCGCGUUUGCCAAGGCCAAGUACCAAAGCCGGAUCGACCCGCUGUACAAGUUUUAGCGCGCACGUCAUGGCAGCACGUGUUCGCCUUGGACGCGACUCGACUCUGGUGUGCGUUUACGAGAUGCCACGACCCGUCGGUCGAGAAUUCGCGGCGGGUUUCUAGUGCUUUGACUUGUUGGUUGGCCGUUGUGCAUGCGUCUGCCAUGAUGAUGUGUGUCCCAAAUAAACCAAAGUGGCCCGUCGUGAUGUAGGUUCA